GACUUGUUUUAUGUUUUAUUUCAUGCUUCUUCCCGGACUGACUUUUACAACUUGGAACUAGUAACAUGUUAGAUUUACUUCCCUGGUUUUACCCACUUGAUUAACUUUAGUCUUUGCAAGUCACUUGGACACGAAUAACCAGUUAUUCCGUAGCCAUAGCCUGUUUCUGUUGCCAAGCGCAGGUAUGACUAUGGCUGCUCAUAUUGUUAUCAUUGGAGCGGGCGUCACCGGCCUAACAGCCGCGACACGGCUCCAAGAAGCCGGACACGCCGUGACCAUCAUCGCGCGCGACUUCCCCGCGCCCUCAGAGACCAUCGAUCCAAAGGCACAGAUCAACUACACGUCGCCGUGGGGCGGCGCUCACAACCGCUGGGUCCCACCACCGGCGGCGGCAGCAGCUGGGCCGGGCGGCGGGGACGCCACGCUCGAGCGCGACCACGGCUUUGCGCUGCAGACGUUUGCGCACAUGGAAGGCGUGGCCGCGCGCCACCCCGAGGCGGGCGUCACGUUCCUCCCCGGGGUCGAGUACCUGGACGACCCCGGCAGGGCCGAGGGCGGCGGGGCCCUGACCGUCGCCAGGGCCGCGGAGCUGGGCAUCCGGGGGUUCGAGGUCCUGGACCGCUCCGAGCUGCCGGCCGGUGUCGCGUGGGGCUGCAGGUAUAGGACGUGGUGCGUCAGCCCCAUGGUCUACCUGCCGUUCCUGAUGCGGAGGAUCGUCCUGCGGGGCGGCAAGGUCGUCAGGAGGGAGCUGAGGGAUCCGCGCGAGGUGUGGGCCCUGAAGGGUGAGCUGGGGAGCGUCGACGCCGUCGUCAACUGCUCCGGGUAUGGCUUUGGCGACCCUGCUGUAUUUGUGACUAGGGGACAAACCUGCAUCGUUUCAAACCCGUGCCCGGCAACGGUCACCAGGCAAUGCGCAGACGGAUCAUGGACCUUUUGCGUGCCUCGCAGCUUCGACGGCGGCACCGUGAUCGGAGGUACUAAACAGCCCGACGACUGGGACCCGAACCCCUCGCCCGCCAUCAGGGCGGAGCUGCUAGCCAAGUUUGCGGCCACGUACCCCGAGAUAGGCGAGUUGAAGCCCAUUUUUGACAUCGUCGGGAGGAGGCCGACGAGGAAAGGCGGGGCACGGCUCGAGGUGGAAAAGGUUGGCCCGGGCGAGGUGUUGGUGCACGCUUAUGGUCUCGGCGGCAGAGGAUAUGAGCUCUCGUGGGGGGUCGGCGGGAGAGUCGUCGAGCUGGUCGACCAGGCGCUAGGGCAGCUUGGCAGAACACGAGCAAAGAUAUAG
This is a messenger RNA of Pyricularia grisea, 1285 nucleotides long. RefSeq lists its product as uncharacterized. Gene Ontology annotation, molecular function: FAD binding; D-amino-acid oxidase activity. The record is from RefSeq and is a predicted model, not a curated record. The transcript is spliced from 3 exons. Lineage: Eukaryota; Fungi; Ascomycota; Sordariomycetes; Magnaporthales; Pyriculariaceae. The coding region runs from base 185 to 1285 and encodes 366 amino acids.